AUGCAGCAAACCCAGCACAACUUCGAUCAAGCUCGUCAUGACAAUGGUCGAGUGAUGAUCCGGGACUUCUUGCAGUUGAACCCGCGAUCGUUCGACUCUACUCCUGAACCGCUGGAUGCAGAUGAUUGGGUGCACGAUGUCAACCGCAUGCUCCACACAGCGGGAGUCGCUCCAGAAGACAAAGUGCGGUUUGCGACUCACCUACUGACAGGAGGGUCCGCAGCAUGGUGGGAGAACUUCCUCGAGAUGCGUCCCGCCAAUGCUCCUGAUGUCACUUGGGAAGAAUUCAGGGAAGCUUUCAGAAGCCACCACAUUCCUGAAGGGCUAAUGGACAGGAUGAAGGAGAAAUUCCUCAGUCUUGUCCAGGGCAACAAAGACGUGAUGGCAUACAGCAUCGAGUUCUCAAGGCUAGCUCGCUAUGGUGGCGAAGAAGUGUCUACUGAUGCCAAGAAGCAGAAGAGGUUCCGUAAUGGCCUCAAGCCGGCACUCAAGUACGCGCUCACUCAUGUCUCGACGGACACCUUUGACAAGCUGGUCAACACUGCUAUCAAGGAAGAGUCGGGUAGGCUUGCGUUCAAGGAGUCACGCAAGCAUACUCGAGAGGUUGGUGCUCCUUCUUCAGCGCCGCCUCAGAAGCGAAGGUUGUGGGUUCCUUAUCCCGCACCGCCAGGACAAGCUACACAAGCUGGGUAUGCUCCCCGCGCAGCACACGCUGGGUAUGCUCCCCGCCCUCCCACCCCACAGCUUCAGCAGAGGACCUACCAAUCUCCACCAAGGCCUGCUUAUGGUGGACCAAGGCCGAUGGGUCCACGUGCCGACCCCACAUGCUACAAGUGUGGUCAGGUUGGGCACAUCUCUACCUUCUGCCCUCAGAAGCUUCCUCCACCACCACCUCGCUCUACUGCAACAAAUGCGAUGGUUCGUGCACCAGCUCCGGGCCGUGCCUUCAACAACAACACCAGGCAAGGUCCGAGGGCUGCUCGCGUCAACAACAUCAACGUUGAGCAAGCUGAACAAGCUACCGACGUCGUGCUUGACGCCGACGCAGAGCAGUACGAGCAGGAGUACGAGCUCCCCCUGGAGGAUUGUGUCGGUGCUUCUACCUCUGAUCUGACAGGUACGACAGAUGAUGAGCAGUACGCUGGAGGCUACUUUGUCGAGUUCACGAACGACGACUUCAUUGCGUAGCAGGAUCGUUCCUAAGGCAGCAGCCUGUGGCAUGUUGGUUAUGGAAACACCGCUUGAUUAUCUUCAGGACUCUUAGUCCCAUUUGGUUCUUGUCUGUACCCAGACUAUUUGACUAUCUUAUGUAUGAUGUAAUGUUGGGGCAUGUGUCCUCUGAGUGUCAUUUGGAUCUUGCUCAUUAGAGCGUUGCUAUAUAUAUGAACCUUAUUUCCAUCUUUUGUGUCAUACAUAGUCAUGUUGUGAUAUUCAAGCUGUAUUCUACCCUCGUAUCAUGUGCACAGUGUGUGUA
Molecule: messenger RNA, 1474 nt
Organism: Lolium perenne
Lineage: Eukaryota; Viridiplantae; Streptophyta; Magnoliopsida; Poales; Poaceae
Molecular function (GO): zinc ion binding; nucleic acid binding
Source: RefSeq, a predicted model, not a curated record